Molecule: messenger RNA, 2017 nt
Organism: Polistes dominula (European paper wasp)
Lineage: Eukaryota; Metazoa; Arthropoda; Insecta; Hymenoptera; Vespidae
Product: methyltransferase-like protein 25B
Source: RefSeq, a predicted model, not a curated record
AUUUAUAUUUUUAUGAAAUUGAAUCUUUUUAAUCAAAGCAAAGUAUAACACACUACACUAUUUUCUUUAUGUUGUAUCAUACGUACGUACACACACUUACACGUGUUCAAAAGUUUUGAUAAUUUUUAUUAUAAUCAAUCAUGACUUCAACUAACAAUUCAAUUAUAGAAUGUAAUUGUAAUAUUUGUCAAAGUGUGCGUUUAAGAAUAGAUCAAAUAUUUUGUGUAUUAGAUAUAUAUGGCUGGAUGCUAGACUUUUAUGUAGUGGAUUUUUAUAAAGAAAAAUUAUGGGACAAGUUACCAACAAGUUGGAAACUCGCAUUACAGGAUAUACCUCCAGACGAAUUUGGAUUAUGGUUGUCAGGAGAAUGUUCUUGUAAAAGAAUAUUACCCCUGUCGUUAUUGGCAUUACAUAAAGUUAUAAAUGAUCUACAAUUGAAUAGAAAUUACAAGAGUUUGAGUAAUGUUUUGCAAUGUGGAAGAAUGAAGAAAUUCAAGAAAGAAUCAAAAGAAGUAACUUCUUUAUAUUCGUCGGAUAACAAACAAAAACAAUUAGGAGAUUCGGAUUCUGCUUCUUCACAAUUUAUAAAAUUAUUCAGAAAACAUGUGAAGAAGAAAAAGACGCAUGAGAUAGAACAAAUGGCAGAGAUGUGCGCAUAUUAUGCCUACAAGUCAGACUGCAAAUCUGCAGUAGAUGUUGGAGCGGGACUUGGACAUUUAGCUAGAAUGUUAACUUGCCGAUAUGGAUUACGUGUAGCUUGUAUCGAACAGGAUGAAUUAUUAUCAACAAAAGCUAGAUUAUACGACGAACAAUUGUUGAUAUCUAUACGUAAACAUAUACCUAAUUUCGCUCCUCUUAAACUGGAACAUAUAUCGAUGAAGUUAGAAACUUCUGAUCAUGCAAGAGCAGAAAUGAAAAAGCAUUUACACAAAGUAUUCACAAAUGUUUAUAACAUUAAUACAGAAUCACUUAAGUAUGGAAUUAUUGGAUUACAUCCAUGUGGGGAUUUAGCGUCAAUUCUUUUAAAUCUAUACUCGUUAAACAAAGAAGCAAGAUUCAUGUGCAUCGUGGGAUGUUGUUAUAUGAAAAUGACGUUAGAGUCUAAUAAUGGAAACAAACAGAAAGGAUAUCCACUUAGUUCGUACAAGUCGUUUAAGAAUCACAAGCUUUCAUAUAAUGCUUUGGAAGUGGCUUGCCACGCUAUUGAAAAGCAUUGCGAUAAAUUGAAGAACAACAACUAUACAGAUUUAAUAGUACACACCUACAGAGCGAUUUUAGAAAAUAUACUCACAGAAAGAGAUUUGUUGCCUUCUCAUAGUCAAUUGAAAAAUGUUAAAGUAACAGGAGAUAUGACAUUUAAACAAUAUUGUUUUCUUGCCACUCGUCAUCUUCAAUCUGAAUUACAGCCAAAGGAUUCGGAUCUCGAAGGACCGGAAAUAGAACAUUAUUUAGAUUAUUGGUUAAAAAUCGUUAUAUUUUCUUCUCUUAGAAUUUUACUUGCACCACUGGUAGAAACAUUAGUACUUUUGGAUAGAUUUUUAUAUCUAUCAGAAAGAAACUUAAAUCCAAUAUUAAAACCAGUAUUUGAUGCAAAAUUAUCUCCGCGUAACUUACUUUUAAUUUCUGUAAAAGAUCAUGAAGAAAUAUAAACAAACAAAGUAACAAUUUAAACUUUCACAUAAAACAGAAUUUAUUCUAUGAAAAAUCUUGCAUUAGGUAGUAGUAUGGGUAUAUACAGUUGAGCCACGUGGUUGUUUUAUCCAAAAUCCCCAUUUGGCAAAUGUUUCACCAUUCCUUUCUUCAUUUGGACCACGAAAUACUUUUAUUUUAACACGUGGACUUUUCUCUUUAAUGAAACAAUGUUAAAUGACAAUUACUAUGGAAUUUGAAAUGAGCAUACCUUAUAUACACCGAUGCAGAAUAUUCAGAGCAUGACACGUAACAAAAAAUUCAUUUCUUGUUUUAUCUAUAACUUUUUACCAAAGAGAGAAGAAAGUUGCAUUUUCUAGAUAAAAUU